This is a messenger RNA of Oryzias latipes (Japanese medaka), 1838 nucleotides long. RefSeq names its product solute carrier family 19 member 3a (gene slc19a3a). Lineage: Eukaryota; Metazoa; Chordata; Actinopteri; Beloniformes; Adrianichthyidae. The record is from RefSeq and is a predicted model, not a curated record. Gene Ontology annotation, cellular component: plasma membrane. Gene Ontology annotation, biological process: vitamin transport; transmembrane transport. Gene Ontology annotation, molecular function: vitamin transmembrane transporter activity.
AGAGCACAUCGGACAGGUUUAAAUGGGAGGCAGCAGAGCACGAGCACAAGUGUCCGCUCCGGACAGGUGGACAAACAUGGAGGCAGUGAAGAGGUGGAGGUCAAGCUGGGGGUUUGCCACCACCCUGCUUUGCAUGUAUGGAUUCUUCAGCACUGUUAAACCGCUGGAGCCGUUCCUGAUCCCCUUCCUGACUGGACCAGACAAGAACCUGACAACUGAACAGGUGAACAGUCAGAUUUUCCCGGUGUGGACAUACUCCUACCUGUCCACCCUGGUGCCCGUGUUCCUGCUCACUGAUUGGCUACGGUACAAGCCCGUGCUGAUGUUCCAGAGCGCGGUGCUCUUCGUCACCACUGCUCUGCUGAGAUGGACAGACAGUGUGGCAGCCAUGCAAGCCAUGCAGUUCUUCUAUGGAGUCGUGACAGCCAGCGAUGUGGCCUACUUCUCCUACAUUUACAGUGUGGUAGAUCUGAAGAGGUACAGGAAGGCCACGUCCUACUGCCGCAGCGUGCAGCUCCUGGGCUAUACUGUGGGCUCCGUUCUGGGUCAGCUGGUCGUCAGCUUCAACCUGAUGUCCUACGAAAACAUCCUGGUGUUCACCUUGGUCCUCACUGCCAUUGCUUUGGUCACCUCCUGUUUCCUGCCCAUGCCAGAGAAGAGCAUGUUCUUCCAUCCAAAUCCCACAACACAGAGAGAGCUAAAAGACGGAGACGCCGGCUCGAACACAUCCACAGACGAAAUUAAGGAGGAGGAGAAAAGAGAAACAGAGGAGCAUUCACAGCAGGAGAACACAGAAGGAUCUUCUGGUUCAGGAAGUUGUGGACAAGUUGUCCUGCAGCUGUGGAGGGACUUCUGUCAGUGUUACAGCUCCCGACAGCUGCUUUAUUGGUCACUGUGGUGGGCAAUGGCCACAUGUGGAUACAACCAGACUGUCAACUAUGUGCAGGUGCUGUGGGAGCACGUGCAGCCUUCUCAGAACUUCAGCAUCUAUAAUGGAGGAGUGGAGGCAGCUUCUUACCUUCUCAGUGCGGCCACCGCUUACGGUGUCGGCUUCACAGAGGUCAGGUGGGAGCGGUGGGGGGAGCUGGCCCUGGGGGGCUUCUCUGGGCUCGGAGCCGCCGCUCUGUUUCUCAUGACUUUUGUUGGUAACAUUUGGGUGUGUUACUGCAGCUACGUCGUCUUCAAGUGCCUGUACAUGCUGCUUAUAACAAUAGCAAUGUACCAAAUUGCAGCCGGCCUGUCAAUGGAAAGGUACGCGCUUGUGUUUGGGGCAAACACGUUUGGCGCUCUGGUUCUUCAGACCAUCCUCACUUCUGUUGUGGUCGACAGUGCAGGGCUGGGCCUGGCCAUCAUUCCUCAGUUCACCAUAUAUGCAAGCUACUUCCUGGUCAUCUCUGCGGUUUUUACCCUUCGGGGACUCUUCAGCAUCUGGUCGACACAUCGACACAAAGGAAGGCAAAGUGAAAAAACAUCUGCAGAUUGUGAAGAACACAGAUUUUAACUGUUUCAUCACUGCAGUUUUUUUUAAGUCAUGCCAAAUAAAAGAGAAAAACGGCAUUUUCUUACACAUAAAGGAAAUACACUUUGAAUAUUGAUUUUAUUUAAAAUUCAUUUUAAUAUAUAUAUUUAUAUAUAUUUACAAAUUAACUUAAAAUUCUUUACUAUCCAUUGAAAAUGAUGUUAAGUCCAUGAGCACUCCUGCUCCCGGGUGGGGGCCGGGGUCAUUCAGGGAGGGAAGAGGAUGAACGCCACGCCCACAGCUCUGAUGCCAAAUUCACAGAUUUCAUAUUUUCACAAAAAGAGGUUUUUGUGUUUCUGUUAAACAAUCCCCCCCCCCC